This is a messenger RNA of Mercenaria mercenaria, 1268 nucleotides long. RefSeq lists its product as uncharacterized. Lineage: Eukaryota; Metazoa; Mollusca; Bivalvia; Venerida; Veneridae. The transcript has 4 exons. Bases 113 to 1261 code for a protein of 382 amino acids. The record is from RefSeq and is a predicted model, not a curated record.
AAACGACAAUAUUUGGCACUUUGUAUCAAGUGUAGCAAAGACAAAAAUUCAUAAUAUAGCCGAUAUAAUAGUUUAUUGCAAAUAAAGAAAAAUAUCGUUUCGUCUACACAAAAUGACCCAUCAACGCCAAAUAGAAAGGUUGAAAUACAGGAACUGGGUGAAAGGUGGACUAGCUUAUAAAUACCUCAAAGAUGGUAUAGAAGGCUUUGCCGAUGAUAUUGUUCAACAGGAUCAUAUACGAAUUGUUAACGGAUUCAAACACGGUCCUGCAUCAACAUGUAACCAGUGUAGUCUAAAUUGUUUGAAACCUUUACAUAAGUGUGUGUAUGAUCCGAGUACUGGAAAAGAGAAAUGCCCGUGGGGACAGAACAGCUGUAACUGUUUAUUUCCUCGAAAACAGCGAUGUCGUAAUCAUGUCUGUGACGAAAUAUUUGAAGACAUACUGAAAGGUCAUGGUUCCACCCCACCAACACCAAACUGGAAAAACACUAAUAUUCAGAACUGGUGUUCUGUGCCGUGGGAAAUUGCAAAAUGUUUCAUCAACGCACCUGGGUAUUCAGACAAGGUGUCCGCCGCUGAUAUUGAUGCCCCAGGAUUGCUACAUAUCUUCGUAAAUAAUAUCAAUUUCCAAAGCAGAGUAACUGGAACAGAUGUUUUCAUCAGGGUUCUUAAAAGACGAAACAAAAUUUUUCACUCGCCUACAAUGGAACUCGAAGAUAAAGAGCUGAAUGACUGCAUUGAUGAUAUCAUAGCAAUUCUUGAAGAUGACAAAGAACUGAAGGCACGAGCCGAUGCUCAACAGGCAGUCAUUAAACUUAAACAACUGAAACAUGAUAACUUCAUUAUCACUACGUACAAUGAGGUCGAAGUGUGUAGAACUGCUAUGUCCUCUAUUGUAAACAAAGAAGCAGAACUCAAACAACUGAUCCAAGACACAAAGGCAGACAUUAACACAAAUAAAGCAGACAUAGAAUCAAAGCAAAAUGAUUUGUUACGCUCAGUAGAUGCUAAAACAAAGACAGCGCUAGAUGUUGCGUUAGAAGAAUUGAGCAAGCAAAGUGACAGUAAGUUUAAAAAUGUAAAACAGAAGGUCGACUUACUGGAAGAAAGAGUCAGACAACUUGAAUUAGACAACGUGACUUUCAAAGAGCGUCUGGCGGAGAUAGAGGGUCACGUUGAAAGACUUGAUGAAGCACGAAAUAUUUGUAAAAUACAGUUAGAGUACAUUGAGCAGAAGCAAGGUAAUAUUUACAAAAUUUAAAGAAUUA